Symphalangus syndactylus (siamang) is the source of this 2238-nucleotide messenger RNA. It is a transcript of the gene FIBIN, whose product is annotated as fin bud initiation factor homolog. The record is from RefSeq and is a predicted model, not a curated record. Lineage: Eukaryota; Metazoa; Chordata; Mammalia; Primates; Hylobatidae.
UUUGUGGUGGAAAUUCCAUUUAUUCUCUUCUCAUUUUCUCUUUCGAGCUAAAUUCUAUUGUAGAGUCUUCCCUUCCAAUCUUUAAAAAGCGACCCUGUACCUUUAAUAGCGGAGACCUGGUGAGAGGUUCUUUUCCAAACUUGUUCCCUGGCUUCCAAGUGACGAAACCAGCUGUAAUUUGAGAGCAGACAGAUCCUCAGGAUAUCUUUAGCCAAAGGAAAAGCUCUGCAUUCCCACCCAGUCCAGAAAUUGAAAUACUAUCAGGGGGCAAGAGCCUUUCUCUCCAGCUACACACUCCAUCUCCCGGGAGCAACGGGAAACUCCGAGAGGAGGGCAACAGAGCCAGCAUCUCGCCAGCGCCCCGGAGGAGGGGUUCCCCGCUACGCCUGUGCCCGAGGAGUUCCAGCCACCGAGCGAGGGGCGCAAGGGUGGGUGCAUCCUGCGCUGCGGCGGCCGCGCUACCCAGACGCUGGUGUGCAGAGCCACAUGAAGCCUGUUGGGGACUGGGGGCCAGGGAGCAGCAAGCCGGCUGGGACUGAGGCGGACGCUGUCUCAGGGAGACGCUGACUCGCAAAGACACUCCCUUCCUUGUGCCUGGGUGAAAAGUCUCCUCCUGGGGUCCCUGGCCAUCCUGAAUAUCCAGAAUGGUGUUUCUGAAGUUCCUCUGCAUGAGUUUCUUCUGCCACCUGUGUCAAGGCUACUUCGAUGGCCCCCUCUACCCAGAGAUGUCCAAUGGGACUCUGCACCACUACUUCGUGCCCGAUGGGGACUAUGAGGAGAACGAUGACCCCGAGAAGUGCCAGCUGCUCUUCAGGGUGAGUGACCACAGGCGCUGCUCCCAGGGGGAGGGGAGCCAGGCCGGCAGCCUGCUGAGCCUCACCCUGCGGGAGGAGUUCACCGUGCUGGGCCGCCAGGUGGAGGAUGCUGGGCGCGUGCUGGAGGGCAUCAGCAAAAGCAUCUCCUACGACCUAGACGGGGAAGAGAGCUAUGGCAAGUACCUGCGGCGGGAGUCCCACCAGAUCGGGGAUGCCUACUCCAACUCGGACAAAUCCCUCACUGAGCUGGAGAGCAAGUUCAAGCAGGGCCAGGAACAGGACAGCCGGCAGGAGAGCAGGCUCAACGAGGACUUUCUGGGAAUGCUGGUCCACACCAGGUCCCUGCUGAAGGAGACACUGGACAUCUCUGUGGGGCUCAGGGACAAAUACGAGCUGCUGGCCCUCACCAUUAGGAGCCAUGGGACCCGACUAGGUCGGCUGAAAAACGAUUAUCUGAAAGUAUAGGUGGAUGGGUACAAACGCUAGAGAGAGGGAAUCAAAUCAGCCCCGUUUCGGAGGGUGGGGGACAGAAGAUGGGGCUAUGUUUCCCCCAUACCUACUAUUUUUUUAUAUCCCGAUUUGCACUUUGAGAAUAAAUCUGAGGUCAUCUUUAAAAAGAGAAAAAUUGGACACUUGAGUGAUUUCGUUUUUAGUUUUGUUUUUGUACAUUAUUUAUGUGAUGGUUAUGGAAUUGUCACCUGGAAAGAACAAUUUUAAGCAAUGCCAUUUCUAGAUGGGUUUCUAAUUCUGCAGAGAUACCUGUUUCAGCCACAUCUAAAAGAGCACAGUUUAUGUGGUGCAGAAUUAAACUUCCCCAUCCUGCAGAUUAUGUGGAAAUACCCAAAGAUAAUAGUGCAUAGCUCCUUUCAGCCUCUAGCCUUCACUCCUGGGCUCCAAAAGCUAUCUGAGUUGCCUGUUUUUCAAAUGAGGUUCAAGGUGCUGCUUUGCAUGCCUGCGAACCCAUGGAAGUUGUUUGUUACUUCUUCUUUUCUCUCUUAUUUAUUAACCACGGUCUGAGAGUUGUUUUUGUUUUAUGUAACAGUAUUGCCACAAAACUAUAGGCAAAUCGCGUUUGCAGGGAGAUUUCUGGUGCCUCUGUGAGUGUGUGUAAGUUAAAGUGGCCACAUUUAAGAAGGCCAAGCUUUGUAGUGGUUGCACAGUCACACUGAUACGCUGAUUUGCUCUUUCUCAUCGUAUGUCUGUGCUUUGUCAUCAGUGCUAUAGUAAAUUACAAAGAAGUAGAUAGAUUGUAUGAACAUACCCCCAAAUGCCUAUGAUUUAGGUUACCAAUGUAUUCUUUCUCAUUUGGGGUUUUGCUUCUGUUUGUUUAUUGGAAACUUGUACUUCAAGUAGGGGGAAUUCUAAUUCUAAUAACUCCUUAGCUAAGUUUUGUUAUUCAGGCAAUAAACAUGUUUUCAUAUAA